ACAGUUUGUUCCGAAACGCGAAUAGGUGCGCAUCUUCGCAUCUUGGCAUCUCCGCCGCGUCGCCCAGUUAAACUCGAAAAAGGCCGAAACGGCGAAAGUAGCGAGGAACGAGUUACAGUCACCGGAUAAGUCACAGUCGGUUAUUGAGUCGCAGUCACUGCCGUCGUCACCGUGGAGAUACCGCUGACAGGUUGGAGCGGAACCCGUUUUUACUGGAGCGUUGCCAGCGGAUCGGAUCUGAUCGGAUCGGCAGAUGCAACCGCCGUAGAUAAUGAAGUGCGUGCAAUAGUUAUGAUAAACAUAAAAACGAAAAAAGGAACCCCGAAAAGACAUGCAAACCCAUCUGGAAAUGCAUAAAACCAACUGCAAAAUUUGAUACAAUGUACUGCAUAAACAACUCGCUAUAACAUCCAUAAUAAUGCAUCAUAUAGCAAAAAAUCUCUUAAGCUGAUUUCAAAAAUAUUGGACACAGUGUUGAGAAAACUGAAAACUGAAUAACACACCCAAUCAGUGGGUAAACUCGCAAACCAAACACUUAAGACCCGCUGACACAUUCUUUUGAGUGAAGACUGAAGAGCCGCGUACAUUUGUAAAUCUGUUUGCGGCAAACACUUGAAGCCAAUUUCGUUUGCUGGCUGGUUUGUGAGUGUCUUUUUUGAAACAUUUUUGAAACCGGCCGCCAACAGAGUCAAACAGACAGAGUCAAUAAAAAUCGAGUUAAAAACGUAUGAAACGGAUAACGGGCGAGCAAAAUAAAACAGCAAAGUCACACAAAACAAACAAAACAUUUUCCGGCUCCGGCGACAUUAACAGAACUGCUCGACAUCGACAAUUUGUUUUAUCAAUUUUCAACAAGGCCAGCAAGCCAGCAGCAACAACAAUAGCGCAACACCCAACAAGCCAGCAAACAACAAAAGCGCCCAGAGUGCUUAGCCGUCGAGCACGCACGCCAAAUCCACCCAGCCACCCACUCGAACCUCCCCUAACCACCCAACACCACCCCACAUCCUUGGCCACCCCUUUUCGAGGGCUCCGCCAGCAUCCGCAUCCGCAACCGCAUCAACAUCCGCAUCCGCACAGUCGAAAAACAAGAAAAGAACGAGCAAACAACGAGGGACGCCCCACAGUGAAGCCAGGCACAGUGAACUCGCGUGUCGCCGCUCUUUAGGCCAACUCAGCCAGCGAGACAAUGGCUGCAUAUGCGCAGUUUGGAUACGCUGGCUACCCGACGGCAAAUCAGCUGACUACCGCCAAUACCGACAGCCAGAGCGGCCAUGGCGGAGGAUCGCCGCUGUCCGGCACGAACGAGGCUUCCCUGAGUCCCUCGGGCGGCUCGACGGCCACCGGCCUGACCGCCGGCCCAUUGAGUCCAGGUGCAGUUUCCCAGUCGUCGCAUCAUGCGGGCCACAAAGGGCUCUCCACAUCGCCGGCGGAGGAUGUGGUAGGUGGCGGUGGCGGUGGCGAUGUGCCCGGUGGCCUUUCAUCUGCCGCCCAGGACUUGCCCAGCCGGGGAUCCUGUUGCGAGAACGGCAGACCCAUCAUCACGGAUCCCGUGUCCGGCCAAACCGUGUGCUCCUGCCAGUACGAUCCGGCCCGACUGGCCAUCGGUGGCUACUCCCGCAUGGCGCUGCCCUCCGGCGGCGUGGGCGUGGGCGUCUACGGCGGACCGUAUCCCUCCAACGAGCAGAACCCGUACCCCAGCAUCGGAGUGGACAACUCGGCCUUCUACGCACCACUGAGCAAUCCCUACGGCAUCAAGGACACCAGUCCCAGCACCGAGAUGAGCGCCUGGACAUCCGCCAGCCUGCAGUCCACCACCGGAUACUAUUCCUACGAUCCCACGCUGGCGGCCUACGGAUACGGACCCAACUAUGAUCUCGCCGCCAGACGGAAGAACGCCACGCGGGAGUCCACGGCCACGUUGAAGGCCUGGCUGAGUGAGCACAAGAAGAAUCCGUAUCCCACGAAGGGUGAGAAGAUCAUGCUGGCCAUCAUCACCAAGAUGACCCUCACCCAGGUGUCCACGUGGUUUGCCAAUGCUCGUCGCCGGCUGAAAAAGGAGAACAAGAUGACGUGGGAGCCCAAGAAUAAGACGGAGGACGAUGAUGACGGCAUGAUGUCCGAUGAUGAGAAGGAAAAGGAUGCCGGAGAUGGUGGCAAACUCUCCACAGAAGCCUUCGAUCCCGGCAAUCAACUUAUCAAAUCCGAACUGGGCAAGGCGGAGAAGGAGGUGGACAGUAGUGGUGACCAGAAGCUGGAUCUGGACCGGGAGCCACACAAUCUGGUGGCCAUGCGUGGACUGGCGCCCUAUGCCACGCCUCCCGGCGCCCAUCCCAUGCACGCGGCCUACAGUUCGUAUGCGCAAUCCCACAACACGCAUACGCACCCCCAUCCCCAGCAAAUGCAGCACCACCAACAGCAGCAGCAGCAGCAGCAGCAGCCGCAGCAGCAGCAGCAGAAUCAGCAGCAGCUGCAGCACCACCAGAUGGAUCAGCCGUACUACCAUCCGGGUGGCUAUGGCCAGGAGGACUCGGUUGACUUCGCGGCCCAAAAAAACCCGCUGAGCAGAGACUGUGGCAUCCCAGUUCCGGCGAGCAAGCCCAAGAUCUGGAGCGUGGCCGACACAGCCGCCUGCAAGACACCACCGCCCACCGCGGCGUACCUCGGCCAGAACUUCUACCCGCCCUCGUCGGCGGAGCAGCAGUUGCCCCAUCAGUCGCUCCAGCAUCAGCAUCAGCAGCAGCAGCUGCAGCAGCUGCAGCAGCACCACCACCCGCACCACCACCACCAUCCGCACCACUCGAUGGAGCUCGGUUCGCCGCUGAGUAUGAUGAGCAGCUACGCCGGCGGAUCGCCAUAUUCGCGGAUACCUACGGCGUACACCGAGGCCAUGGGCAUGCAUCUGCCCAGCAGCAGCAGCUCCAGUUCCUCCACCGGCAAGCUGCCACCCACUCACAUCCAUCCAGCGCCCCAGCGGGUGGGGUUUCCCGAGAUCCAGCCCGAUACUCCGCCCCAGACACCACCCACUAUGAAGCUGAACAGCAGCGGCGGCAGCGGCAGCGGCAGCAGCAGCAGCAGCGGGAGCAGCCACAGUUCAUCGAUGCACUCCGUCACUCCGGUGACGGUGGCUUCCAUGGUCAACAUUUUGUACAGUAAUGCGGACAGUGGAUACGCACAUGGGCACGGACAUGGGCACGGGCACGGGCACGGGCUCGGGCAUGGGCACAUGGGCGUCACUGCUAAUGCCUAUCUGACGGAGGGUGGGCGUUCCGGGUCGUAACUCGACCUUGAACCGGUUAGUGGAGAGCAGUUACCAGUUACCAGUUACCAGUUACCAGAUACCAAAUAGCAAGCGAAACUACUUACACACAUUUCGAGAUGGCGGGACAAGUGCAAGUUGGCGGGCAAUCCGCGAUUACGAUUACGAGUACGUUUAACAGAUAGCGAUAACUACACUAAUUAUUUUGCAAUAAAUGUAGCUUAAGUGUGGCAAUAAAACUUUAUUUCCUACCAUAUCAUAAAUUAUUUCGCUUUAUAACUUUAAUUAGCAUAUUUACACUCAAGCGCUGAAAAUUUGCGAGACGAACAUGUCUCAGUGGUGCGGUGGUGCUGGUGGUGGUGGUGCUGGUGGUGGGGCGCCGCCUGCCCAGACUUCUGAACCGCCCACUUUGGGUGCUUGUCAUGCGUUUUUGGGACCCGGGGGCUGAGUCAUACGGCUCCAAGUUUAAUGACUCGAAAUAAACGCACACCGCACGAACUCAUUCAUCUUUCGAGUGGAGAACGUUGAGUCUCUGGCAUGCCAAUAAAAUAAUGCCACCGUGUUAUAAAUCAAGCGAACUUUUUGUCUUAAGACCAACAUUUCCUACCUUAAGUGCUUAAUCCACGCAACUAAAUAAUUUUAAAUAGCUACCGCGUAAGAUCUUGAGGAAACUUCACGUUGUAUUAGUGCUAAUAUGCCCAACUAGGAAGGAAGGAGCGGAGCAUUAGUUUUAAGAUUUGCCUAACCCUUCGACUUUCAAUAACGUAUACUCGGCCAAAUAAUUAAUCCGUGCACACACUUUAAUUAAUAGUUACCUAAACGUAAUCGUGUAAUUAGCUACCCCCUUCGUUUGAUGAAUUCGUAGAGAAUUUUUAAGUAUCUGUGAUAUAUGCAUAUAAACACAUACUAUACGAGCAAUUAUCUGCGCUACUUUAGUUAAUUCACACCUACUUCUUCGUACACAAAUGCACUUGCGUUCUGCAAACUGGUUCGAGACAUUUCUAAUGGCAUUCAUUUUGUCUUUGUAAAUAGUAUUUAUGUAAAUUUUCAAAUUUAACGAUAAAUAAAGUUGAGUA
This is a messenger RNA of Drosophila erecta, 4335 nucleotides long. Its product is annotated as homeobox protein caupolican. The transcript has 5 exons. Gene Ontology annotation, biological process: neuron differentiation; regulation of transcription by RNA polymerase II; cell development. Gene Ontology annotation, molecular function: DNA-binding transcription factor activity, RNA polymerase II-specific; RNA polymerase II cis-regulatory region sequence-specific DNA binding. Gene Ontology annotation, cellular component: nucleus. The coding region runs from base 1190 to 3280 and encodes 696 amino acids. NCBI's taxonomy places the organism in Eukaryota, Metazoa, Arthropoda, Insecta, Diptera, Drosophilidae. The record is from RefSeq and is a predicted model, not a curated record.